AUGAUCAACGUAUUCGUUCUGGGCAUUGCCUACACCCCUCUUGCCCUGUUAUCCCUUAUCCUCAGUGUACCUUCGCUGGUCAUACAGGGACGAGCCCGCAAUUUCCCAACGAUCGUCCUCAUCGCGUGUAUAGCGGUAUUGAACCUACAAAAUGUCGCGAAUGCUUUCAUCUGGCCUGGCUGGGGAGACAACCCAUGGGAAGGACGUAUCUUUUGUGACAUCGAAAUCAGACUGUACGCAGCACUACCCACAGCUGUUGCCGGUGCAGAUGCCUCGCUGUUCCGACAACUCGCCGCUGCUGUACGGACAGACCGAGUUGAUCUUGUGCCAACCAAGGGCCAGCGUUACCGGAAGUGGACGUUCGAUCUGUCGCUUUGCGUUUUGUUCCCCAUCAUCGUCAUGUCGACUCAAUACUUCAUGUCAAACGGAAGGUUCUACGUGGUGGUAGUCAUCGGCUGCACCCCCAGCAUACAAAGCAACUGGGUGGCAUAUUUUCUGCAGCUCGGAUGGGCCCUGCUGAGUGCCUUGAUCGCGACCGUAUACUGCACCAUCGCUGUCGCCCGGGUGGUGCGUCACCGACGGCAAAUCUCCGGGGUGCUGGCGACGUCCGGCAUGAGGACAGAUCGAUACAUCCGGCUGUUUACGCUAGGGGCAGUCGGUCUGGCUCUGUCACUGCCACAUCCAUUGUUGGCGGCAAUUGGUCUCUGGGUCACUGGCUCUACCGGCGAUGCGAUCAGCUGGAGAAAAUCACAUCCACCUUGGUGGGCUGACAUGAUACUGAGAAUGUCAGUGGAUGGAGUCUCUGAACAACUCGUCACGCGUGGGUCCCAGAUCGUGCUCGGGUUUAUUGUCUUUGCUUUGUUUGGACUUGGCAGGGAGGCUAAUUUGUUCUAUUCCACGAUGGUUACCAGGAGCGUAAAGACGAGGUUGCAAGGCCACAAUGCCCAACACGAUCCCUUGCCGCCGAGUCUGGAAGGCAGACCCAACGCAACUGACCAUGUUAGACUUGGCCCUGACGCGGGGACCGGCAUAUCAGGCACACGCAGGAUGGACAACAUCGAGACGGAGCUGUGGCUGGCGGACAACGACGGGGAUCUCGGCUCUGCUCGCCAGCACACGCGAACGGCCACUUGA
Cyphellophora europaea CBS 101466 is the source of this 1134-nucleotide messenger RNA. RefSeq lists its product as uncharacterized. Gene Ontology annotation, biological process: G protein-coupled receptor signaling pathway. Gene Ontology annotation, cellular component: membrane. The record is from RefSeq and is a predicted model, not a curated record. The transcript has a single exon. Gene Ontology annotation, molecular function: mating-type factor pheromone receptor activity. Bases 1 to 1134 code for a protein of 377 amino acids. Lineage: Eukaryota; Fungi; Ascomycota; Eurotiomycetes; Chaetothyriales; Cyphellophoraceae.